Molecule: messenger RNA, 7155 nt
Organism: Dinoponera quadriceps
Lineage: Eukaryota; Metazoa; Arthropoda; Insecta; Hymenoptera; Formicidae
Gene: me31B
Product: putative ATP-dependent RNA helicase me31b
Exons: 8
Coding region: 452-1786 (444 amino acids)
Biological process (GO): P-body assembly; cytoplasmic stress granule assembly
Cellular component (GO): cytoplasmic stress granule; P-body
Molecular function (GO): RNA helicase activity; ATP binding; mRNA binding
Source: RefSeq, a predicted model, not a curated record
UUCGUCGGGAGCGAUAGUUCCGCAGCGAGCAGUUCGAAGCGAGGACAUCUCAGCGGACUUGAUCGAGAGAGAGAGGGAGAAGGAGAGCCCCGCGGUUUAUAUUCGUUAGAAUUGUAUCGGGGAAAUUUAAUUGGACUGUGUUCAACGCGCAAAUUACACGCCCGCCUUUAUCGACGGUUCGUACGUUACGUGUUUGAAAUUCGUGAAACGUGUUUGCGCACUAUACGAAUACGGCGUAUAUCGGCUAUCGUUAAUCACGAGCACUCGUGAUCAUCACGGCCACACUCGGAUCCCUAUUCUUUCUCGCUGCUCCGAGCGUCGUUCGCGGUAUCUCGGUCUCUUGAUUCAUUCCGUGGGGGAAAAUCCUGGAUACGUUGACGAAUAUUUCGUUGUUAUCGUAAGAAAAUAAAUAUACUAAUUGAUAUAUAAUUCAAAUAACAUCAUUUCCAAAAUGAUGACUGAAACACAUAUAAACUCUAACCACAUGUUAAAUUCUGGUUUGUCUACCAAAUCAGAAAUAGAUAAAAUGGAUGAUGUUGGUUGGAAAGCCAAAUUAAAGAUUCCACCAAAGGAUAAAAGAAUUAAAACAAGUGAUGUUACUGACACACGUGGUAACGAGUUUGAAGAAUUUUGCCUAAAACGUGAAUUAUUGAUGGGAAUUUUUGAGAAGGGAUGGGAGAAACCAUCGCCGAUCCAAGAAGCUAGUAUACCCAUUGCACUUUCUGGUAAGGACAUCUUGGCAAGAGCGAAAAAUGGAACUGGUAAAACUGGCGCAUACUCGAUCCCAGUACUAGAACAGGUUGACCCAAGGAAGGAUGUAAUUCAAGCAUUGGUGAUUGUACCUACGAGAGAAUUAGCAUUACAAACAUCACAGAUUUGUAUUGAACUUGCAAAGCACAUGGAUAUUAAGGUUAUGGUCACUACUGGAGGAACCAAUUUGCGCGAUGACAUUAUGAGGAUUUAUCAAAAAGUACAAGUGAUAAUUGCAACGCCAGGAAGGAUCCUUGAUCUGAUGGAUAAGAAUGUGGCCAACAUGGAACAUUGUAAAAUUCUAGUUUUGGAUGAAGCAGACAAGCUGCUAUCGCAAGACUUUAAAGGAAUGUUGGAUCAUGUUAUAUCGAGAUUACCACACGAACGUCAGAUUUUGCUGUAUUCAGCUACAUUUCCUCUGACUGUGAAACAAUUUAUGGAGAAACACUUGAGAGAUCCAUACGAGAUUAAUUUAAUGGAAGAGUUGACACUAAAAGGCGUAACACAAUAUUACGCUUUUGUACAGGAACGACAAAAAGUUCACUGCCUUAACACGCUAUUUUCCAAGUUGCAAAUAACGCAAAGCAUAAUCUUCUGCAAUUCAACGCAACGCGUCGAAUUACUGGCUAAGAAAAUAACAGAUCUUGGAUAUUGCUGUUAUUACAUACACGCGAAAAUGGCGCAGGCGCACCGAAAUCGCGUAUUCCAUGAUUUCCGUGCAGGAUUAUGCCGAAAUCUCGUGAGCAGUGAUCUAUUUACCCGCGGUAUUGAUGUUCAAGCUGUGAACGUCGUAAUCAAUUUUGACUUUCCGAAGAUGGCAGAGACAUAUCUGCAUCGAAUCGGCCGAUCUGGAAGAUUCGGUCACUUAGGUAUAGCAAUUAACCUAAUCACAUACGAGGAUCGCUUCAACUUACAUCGUAUCGAACAAGAGCUUGGAACAGAAAUUAAACCUAUUCCGAAGGUGAUAGACCCCAGUUUGUAUGUAGCGAGACCAGAAGACAAUAAUAGUAUGGAAGAAGGUAAUGUGUCUAAGUAGUUUCGAUACACUGUCGCAACACGAAGCUUCACAUGCGCUCAGAGUUUAAAUUGUGAAAAUGGUGAUCGUGACUCGUUCAUAUAAGGCAUACAAUUGUGCUUUGAACUCACUGGGGAGAGUGAAGACAGUUGAACCUGAGGAGGGGUUUAAAUAUGUAAACAGAUAUGUGAAUAGAGAAAAAAGAGAACAUAUGUAAACAAUAUGUAAACAGAUAUGUGAAUAACGUAAUUAAUCAAUCAUUGCAUUUUAUCAUAACUGUAAAUAUUACAUGCGGGUACACACACACAAAACAUCGUUUUAAUAGAGGAUUUUUAUACAACGGCUUCAUUCUUCCAGUAUUUCUUUUCUUCUGUUGUUUAACGGUUAAGAAAGGUGGCAUGUAUGAUUUAGAGAAAGAAACUAUCGGCCAAUUUCUCACACAUUGAAUGCAGCAUACCGAAUCCACGUGCUCAUUACUUUUGUACUGUCAUGCAUAACUAUAUAAAUUGUUCUUAAAACACCAAUAAGAUUACGUAUAUACAUAUAAAUUGCUCUUCAGCAAUCAAGUAAGAUUUGGAUAUUGAAACAUUUCAUUCAUCCGUUGUAAUGUUUUGAUCGUGGCUUGAUUUUGCUAUAUCUGUCAAUACUGUCAUACAACUCUGAAAUUCAAAUCACUUCUCAAUGCCAAAUCUCUUUUUUCAGUUUUAUUUAAUCGUUAGUGUAAUUUCUUUUUUUUUUUUUUUCUUUUUCUUUGGAACACAUAAUUGGAUUUUCUUUUUACAGUACCGUGAUUGAGAAUCAGAGGUUGUACAAUUGACUAGUUUUAUAUAAUUAUUUUUUAUAAAUAACUGGCUGGUGGGCUCUCUUAAAUGGAGGUUCUAUGUGCGAUUGCUGAUAAAGUGGCAUAUGUCCGAUUGUACAUAUGUUUAAUUAUGCGACAGCAGUCAAUCGAAGUUCGAGAUCUAACUAAAAAUGGUGAGAACAUCUUGCCGAAAUCAUAUGGCGAAGGAUGAGGAGUGACUGGUAGGAGGUAGUAGGCGAAUUAGAAUGUAAAAAGAGCGGUGGCGUUAUAUAUAUCAUAUGACGCAGCGUAAGGAUGCAGCAUUUUAUUCCCCGCUACCAAGUACCGCGCCUCACGAAAGAUGAAAAUAACUGCCAUUAUUAUCUCUGAUAUAACAUUAACAUAGAAUCUCCAAGAGUCGCGGUUUAAUCUCGAGUGAACUUGUCGCAAGAUGCGUAUGGAAAAGCGUGUUGGAAAAAUUGUCGUUCGAAGUGCAUGACUACAAUCGAAAAUUCUGAAUUCGAAGGAAGCAGGCCACCAGCCAAUAUGACUUAGGUUUACGGAGCGAAAUUUGUACAGAUUAAUAGGCGAUACCAAAAUAUUUCGUAUAUGAGGCGAGAAAACGUCUUUAAAUGGAAUAUUAACGGUGACAAAAGGCGGUUUAAAAUGUGUUUAGGGCUGCAGAGUGUCAGUUGUAAACUGUGAGAUUUGUCACAGAGACUGGUGUAGAAUAGAUGUACAGUAAUGAAGUAACUGCUGACACACGAGAAAAACGAAGCAUCGAAGGGAAAAGUGGGAUUGCAUACGCGGCGGACAUUGAAUUAGAUGUGUGUAGAAUGUAGAUCCGGGUUGAUGGUUGUUCAUUAUAAUCUGUAAAAGUACAAGUUACUCCAAUUUGAAAAUUAGCAUUGAAUUCCGGGCACAUCCAUCGUGUGUGUAUGUGUGUGUGUGUGUGUGUUUGUGCGUGUGAGUGACGAGGCAACAGCAGCUCAUAAUCGUGUGUGUGUGUGUAAUUAUCGUAAAGGAGAAACGCGAUGUGUAUAUAUAUAUACUCUCUUCACAAGGAACGUAUCACGGGGGAGAAAACGACUGAAUUUUCUUAGCACCGACCUCGUUCCGACAUAUUGUAAUUACGUAAUUGUAAUUUUACAUUUCUAUUUCUCUGCUUCUCCUUAACCUUCGAUUCGCGACGAAACUUAACUCUCGACUAAGUGCGAUCUUAGCUACGGCUGUGACUGUUGCACCGGGCGGAUAAAGAUCGAGAAUCGAGCGCGGGCGAGAGGAGAGCGCGGCGUGUUGCGCGCACAAUGCGAGAACUUUGUCAUCGGUGAUAUAUAUCUGACAAAGAGAAAGAGAGAGAGAGAGAGAGAGAGAGAGAGGGAGAGAGACAACGAAUCUUGACGCGACCGCUUCUGAUUUAUCAGAAGUCGAGCCCGUCUUCUCCGCUCGGGCGAGAUAACAACGCGAGCAAAUAACAAUAACCGCCGCGUGACGAGAUGGUGCCACACUGACCACAUGUAAAAAAUAAACAGUCUUGAACAACCAGCGGCCCGGAAAGCCAGCGAUUACAUCUGCUACGUUUUAAUAAUUCGUUAGGUACAAUAACGUCUCCUUGGUGUCGCCGUUCUGAGGCAGGAGAGAGUACUGUAAUAUACUGUCGUAGCGCUAAAUGCAUUAGCAACCGUUUUUUCGCCAGCCAAAACCGAUUUGUUACGGAUGCCGUCGAAUUGCGAAAUUCAAACUUUCUGUAAUGUGUAAAGCAGUCUAAAAGGAGGAUUUAUUCUUAAGGGAUUUACCUUCCCAAUUUGGGAAGCGCGCGCGCGGCUCAACAGUUCUGUUGAACUAGAAAGUUUCGAGGAUCAAGUGUAAAAAAAAAACGCAAGCGUGCAUCGUGACGUUACAGACUGCGCGGGGAAUCUCACGAUGCACGAGUGUCGGGGAGUGAGAUCAUUAUUAGCGAUAAGAGACACACAAUGCGAGAGAGAGUACAUACAGGGCUUAACAUUUCUAAAACGAAAGUCACAUUUAUACAAAUUGGCAGCGACUUAUCAAAAGCCACAUGAGAUACGUCAUUCUUACUUUGUGUGUUGUACAUGUUGCUGUGCAAUUCGAUCUUUUCGUCUGUCGUCGAUACAUUUAUCUCAAGGUGCGGGUCUCACCGAUCGAAUAGCAUGCCGCCCACUGCAUAUUCAUUCGAACGAUGAGAAUCGCACACGAUUACAUCGUAGUCCCCUAAUAUUACGGUCUCUUUUAUUUUUAUUAUCUACUUAAUGUAGGAGAGCACAAUGGGCCCCACGGAAUCGUUUCGCCGGCACGAUCAGCGAGACCGAUCUGUCGGUCCCAUUUGCUUACUACGAAAAAUCUAUUCUUAUUCCGUUAGUUUCUCCUAUUAUUUUGCUCGAGAUAUUUCUUCGAAAACGAUUCUUUUGGCAACCUUAUUACAUGUAGACUAAGCAGCGUAGCAACACUUAGUUUUACUACGCUGUAAUUGGAAACACCGAUAGAUCCAUUAUGGAAUCUAUUUUGCGAAGUGUAUUUUACUUAGCUUUCGAAAGAGCCAAGCACCAGUUCGUUCCACACCUCGGGAAUCUUGUUGAAAUUGUACAAACAUAUAUAUAUAUAUAUUUAAUUCUCGUCCAAAUUCUCUUCAAUCGAGAGCUUAUUCGCUUAGCUAAAACGCACGACAUUCAUAUUUGUAUAUUUUCAAGAAUUACCAAAAUGUGAAAUAUCACGUUAUUCAUUGAGAUUUGUUCUACAAGCACUACGAGAAAAGUCGCGUGCUUGGCUCUUUCGAAAGGAUGAUCUUGCGCGAGGUGAUUAUAUAAACUUAGAUAAAAGUGGGCGUAAAUAAUAUAAAAGGAAAAAAAAGGAACACAUUGGUUAGCAAUGUUGUGUGAGCGGACUGCGAAGAACGCGGUAGUUUUAUAAUCUUUACUUCUUGCAGCCGUACGUACAGAUAUAUAUAUAUGUGCCGUUCUUGUAUUCCAAAUUACAGAUGAAUAAUUCUUUAACCGGGAGAGAUACUGGGAAAAACGAGUUUAACGUAUGUGUGCCCGUAAUGUGUAAAUUCCGUAGAGCUGCAAGUUGCCAAAGUAACAUUUUCUUACUUUGGUAUUCCUCCGACCGCGUCUUCGCACGUCUGACCCACAUGGUAAUCUCCAAGCGCGGUCCCGCGACCGGGCUUGGAUGACAAGGAGAGAGUGCCCUUGAUAUGAUGAAAGUAAGCGAGUGUAAUUCUUACAAUAAUGUAGGAAUAUGAUUUUGGAAGUGUAAAACGGGUUAACAUCCGGGCGUGUGCCAGAAUUUGCGAAUUUGCCGCCCCACGAACAUCCGAAGAAGGGGGGCAUUCGCAAAUUUUACUUAUCAAUAUCUACGAUUUAAAUCGUAUAAGAGCGCGAAGGAGAACACUUUGUGUGUAUGUGUGAGAGAGAGAGAGAGAGGGAGACGGAGAGAGAAACGAGCUCUGCAAAGUGCUCGUAGAUCUCGUACCUUCGCAAGAGUAUACCCAUUGGUUAAGCCAAUGCGGCGAGCUGCGUGCAAGCACAUUCCCAACUAACCGAGCGAGAAUCGAUCACAUCAAAAGUUUAACAUCCAGAGACAAACGAUCUUUCCGGUUUCGAAUAACAUGCGCAGCUCGAUCAAUGGUAUUGGAAUUAGAUCUCCAAUACAACGUGAAACAUAUUAAAAAGAAGAAAAAAAAAGCAAAAAAAAGAGUAAAGUAUAAUUCGUUCGAGAUACGCGAAACAAUAUCAGUUUUAUCGAUCUAUCCGUGCUUUACCGUUUUUGUUAAAGAACAUACUCAUUAUUAAUCAUUUAUUUAUCGGAUUGCGGAACAAAGCAACGCUCAAACGGCAUACCUGAAACGUUCUACGAUACGAUUAUUACCUUUGUUACUCCUCUCUCUCUAUUAUUAAUAUCCUAAGCUAUUAUUAUUAACGUGAUAUGAACGAAAAAUUUUCGACACAAUAAUAGACAUCGAUUUAUUUUGUGACGUUGAAAUCUCCGAGUUUCGGUUGUUCGUAAAUACAAGCGGCAUAACACAACGGAACCAUCUUCUUCGCGUUUCGCAACCCGGAGAAUUGAUGUCUCUGUGUCCGUAUUUUAUACCUGAAAUUCCGUUCAGACGAUGCAAUUAGUUAUUUAAAAAAAGAAAGGGAAAAAAUUUACGACCGAAUGAACGAUACGUAGGGAAACGACUUCGUAGUGUUAUGCAACUUGCGUCUUCAUUUACAAAUAACUCGCGACUCGCGCGUGAUUGUACGCAGAUGGAAUACUCUGUAUUUCUGAUUUUUAUGUGCAUUUGUCAAGACAAUUAUUCCCGUGAUCUGUGUUACAAUUUCGGAGACGGUCUCUGAUCCGUGUGAAAUCAAACAAAUUUACACAAGCUGUUUCUUGUUCCAGCAGUAUUAUGAUUUUUUUCUUUUUUCCAAAUUGUAAAGAUGGGUUUGCGCGUGACUACAAGAAGAACAUUUUUUUUUUUUUCAUUUGCCUUUGCCGUUCUGUUCGGCUCAAACCCGAUCUAAUAAGCCGUUAUGUCAAUUUUGUUUCCUGUGAAGGGACAGAACAGCGUAGCUCUUUCGUCCCUUAAUAAAAAUUCUGUUUCAGUACA